AUGCUUAUGAAAAAUAUCUUCGCAGCUCUUGCUCUCACUGGUCUAGUCGCUGCUAUUCCUGUUGAUGACUUCGAAGAGAGAGACCUUGAAGAGAGAGACCAAUGCAAGUAUGGAAACAACUGGUGCUGUGAGAGUGCAGUCCCUUUGAAUCUGCUUUUCAUUCAGGGAAGCGGAAAGAAAUGCGAGCUCAAGUCCGGCAACAGAUGUCCCAACAAUCGCCCUGCCAGUCUUUGCUGCCCCCAGAACCAGAUUGUGGGCAAGGAAGGUGUGGUCUGCGUCAAAUACUAA
Molecule: messenger RNA, 288 nt
Organism: Penicillium nucicola
Lineage: Eukaryota; Fungi; Ascomycota; Eurotiomycetes; Eurotiales; Aspergillaceae
Exons: 3
Coding region: 1-288 (95 amino acids)
Source: RefSeq, a predicted model, not a curated record